AAUCACCGGCGGGCUAGGACAGGGGUGUGGGUGGGGGGGCCAUAGGGCUUGGUAAGUGAGGUUUUGGGGGGAAUCGGAAGGGAGGAAGGGCAGCUUGUUUCUGUUCUUUGGAGGACAGGUUGGCCGGCCAUGCUUUGAGGAAGCCUAAGGAUCUGGGCAGGUGGUGGUAGCGUGGCCCACUGGCCUCCAUUCUGGAGCCAUGGUCUCCCAGCUAAGCCAGUUACAGACAGAGCUCUUGGCUGCUCUAUUGGAAUCAGGACUGACCAAGGAAACCCUGAUCCGGGCCUUGAGUGAGACAGGACCCUAUGACCUGACGGGAGAGACCUCUGUGGACAAGAGGGAGCCCUGUGGCAGUGAGCUGGCUGAGCUCCCCAAUGGGCUGGGAGAACCACGGGGGUCUGAGGAUGACACGGACGAUGAGGGGGAGGAUUUCACACCCCCUAUCCUGAAGGAGCUGGAGAACCUCAGCCCAGAGGAGGCAGCCCACCAGAAGGCUGUGGUGGAGACGCUCUUACAGGAGGAUCCAUGGCGUGUGGCAAAGAUGGUCAAAUCCUACCUUCAACAGCACAACAUUCCCCAGAGGGAAGUGGUAGACACCACUGGCCUCAACCAGUCCCACCUGUCCCAGCACCUCAACAAAGGCACCCCCAUGAAGACCCAGAAACGGGCAGCCCUGUAUACCUGGUAUGUCCGCAAGCAGCGGGAGGUGGCCCAGCAAUUCACGCACGCGGGACAGGGCGUUCUGGCUGAGGAGCCCAUGGGAGAUGAACUGCCCACCAAGAAAGGGAGGAGAAAUCGUUUCAAGUGGGGUCCGGCCUCUCAGCAGAUCCUAUUCCAGGCUUAUGAAAGGCAGAAGAAUCCCAGCAAGGAGGAGAGGGAAGCUUUAGUGGAGGAGUGUAACAGGGCCGAGUGUAUCCAGAGAGGGGUGUCCCCAUCACAGGCCCAGGGUUUGGGCUCUAACCUGGUCACCGAGGUGCGUGUCUACAACUGGUUUGCCAACCGGCGGAAAGAAGAGGCCUUCCGACAUAAGCUAGCCAUGGACACGUUUAGCGGGCCUCAGCCUGGCCCUGGCCCUUCACUCUCAGCACAUGGCUCCCCGGGCCUCCCUCCCCCUUCCAUCUCUCCCAGCAAAGUCCAUGCUACAGGUGUACGGUAUGGCCAACAGCCGACAAGCGAGGCAGAAUCGUCGGGGGGCAGCGGCCACGGAGGGGGCAGCAUGGUAACAACCCCCACCGUCCUGCACCAGAUAUCCCCCCCAGGACUGGAGCCCAGUCACAGCCUGCUCAGCACGGAUGCCAAGCUGGUCUCAGCAUCUGGGGGGACCCUUCCCCCUGUCAGCACCCUGACGGCUCUGCAUAAUUUAGAGCCAACGCCCCCAGGGAUCAACCAGCAGCCCCAGAAUUUGAUCAUGGCCUCCCUCCCUGGGGUCAUGGCCAUUGGGGCAGGAGAGCCUUCUUCCUUGGGCCCCACCUUCACCAACACGGGAGCUUCUACCUUGGUCAUUGGCUUAGCCUCCAGCCAAGCCCAGAGCGUGCCCGUCAUCAACAGCAUGGGGAGCAGCUUGACAACCCUGCAGCCUGUCCAGUUCUCCCAGUCACUGCAUCCCUCCUAUCAACAGCCGCUCAUGCAGCAGGUGCAGGGUCACAUGGCCCAGAGCCCCUUCAUGGCCACCAUGGCCCAGCUGCAGAGCCCUCAUGCCCUCUACAGUCACAAGCCCGACGUCACUCAGUACACACACACGGGCCUCCUCCCCCAGACCAUGCUCAUCACGGACACCGCCAACCUCAGCGCGCUUGCCAGCCUGACGCCCACCAAGCAGGUGUUCAGCUCAGACUCGGAGGCCCCCAGCGAGUCCGGCCUACACACGCCCGUGUCUCAGGCUUCCGCCAUCCACAUCCCCAGCCAGGACCCAGUGUCCUCCAGCAGCUUGGUGCUGUACCAGGGCUCGGACCCCACCAACAGCCACAGCCAGCUCCUGUCCUCCAAUCACGGCGUCAUCGAGACCUUCAUCUCCACACACAUGGCGUCUUCCUCUCAGUAACCAUGGCGACCACCCCCCAAGGCCUGGGCUCUGUUGGGGAUGGGCGUUGCUUGCGAAGGGGCUGAGAGAAGUUGGAGCCCCUUGGACUCUCCCGACCCCCACUGCCCCGUGGGACAAGGACCUUUGGGAAAACUUUAAGCCCAAUGGUAGAAGGGAUCCUGCUGACCUUGACGCCAGCUCUUUCCUGCCAGCUUUGAAGGGUCAUAGGGUGUGAGAGCUGGAGGCAGCCUCGGGGAUCUGGUCCCACUCCAUUUCAUGGAGGGGCUGAAGAUGGUUGUUCCUUGGGCCACGUGGCUGGGACCCACCGGGGCCUCCGAUCUUUCCCCUGGGUCCCACCACCCUGGGAUCCCCAUCAGCGGGUCUCUGGGCCACCUGUUUCCCCAAGCUCAGUCCCCCUGGCCAGUGUCAGAGCCAGACCAGGGGCAGGGCAGGACGCGGCCGUCCCGGAUCCAGGUGCCACCACUAGCCUCGUGCCGCACAUGGGCCUGCGAGCUUGGCCUGGGCUCCCCAGCGGCAGGCAGACAGGGUGGCACGGGGGGCAGGCCCCUGCCCAGCCACGCUCCCCAGCCGUCCAGCCACGUCUGGCCACUCGCUUUCUGGAUGGCUCCCUUGCAGCCUUAGUUCUGCCAUCUCCGUCCAGCCACGGCUUUUUGCUCCUCUGCCCAGGCCCAUCAGGCACUUCUGUGUUAACCUCAGCUCCAAGCCCUGCUUCCCCCUCCACUCCCCCUGGGCUCCCCUGCCAGGAGCCCCAGGCCCUGGCAACAUUGUGAUCGAGGGAGACGUGGGACAGGGGUGGAGACCGGACCACGUGGGGAGACAGUUCCAGCCGGGCUGCGAGGCAAGAGGAGGGAGUCCCCAAGCUGAACCUCUGCUCCCAGAAGCCAGCAUUGCUCCCGAGUGGGAAGUGGCCGUCCAUCCUCGGGACACACUGCGGACCAAGGCCUGCCUUUGGGGCGAGGCUGCUUGGGCUCUGGUCACAUUCACAGUACAUACAGCCUGUGCCUGUGGGGACCCACGGCUCCCGAACAGGGAUAGGAAGGGAACGAAUAGGACACAAAUCUCUUGCUGCUUGCUCCCAAGCAGGGGAGGAGAGGAGCCUAUAAAUCUAUGUAUUUAACUUUCA
Molecule: messenger RNA, 3164 nt
Organism: Antechinus flavipes (yellow-footed antechinus)
Lineage: Eukaryota; Metazoa; Chordata; Mammalia; Dasyuromorphia; Dasyuridae
Gene: HNF1A
Product: HNF1 homeobox A
Exons: 10
Coding region: 200-2041 (613 amino acids)
Biological process (GO): pancreas development; liver development; insulin secretion
Cellular component (GO): nucleus
Molecular function (GO): DNA-binding transcription factor activity, RNA polymerase II-specific; RNA polymerase II cis-regulatory region sequence-specific DNA binding
Source: RefSeq, a predicted model, not a curated record